Messenger RNA from Babjeviella inositovora NRRL Y-12698, 1137 nucleotides. RefSeq lists its product as uncharacterized. Gene Ontology annotation, molecular function: metal ion binding. The record is from RefSeq and is a predicted model, not a curated record. Bases 24 to 758 code for a protein of 244 amino acids. NCBI's taxonomy places the organism in Eukaryota, Fungi, Ascomycota, Pichiomycetes, Serinales. The transcript has a single exon.
UAGACCACAAUACCACCUCCCCAAUGUCACUUCCACAGCAUAUCCCAAACCAAUCGGGCGAGUCCCACAGUCCAAUUGCCCUCCCUGGAUUGCCUACACAUCUCCCCAAGUCCAACGAACAACGGACCCCGUCUCCAGGUAUCUCAUUACUCCAAGGCUACAUUGAUUCUGAUUCGGGCUCGGACGACGAACCGCCCCAGGAAAACAGUACCAAGGAGUUUGCCUUUGCCGGGACUCUGGAUAUCUCGGUAGAAUCACUAGUGCCAGCCCAGCCGAAGGGAGAACCUGUGCUUAUCCACGGCACCAACAUCACCUUGGAGUCUGAGGAGGAUAUUGCCAAAUGGAUCGAAGAGAGAAAGAAAAGAUGGCCGUCGCGGAAACGUUUAACCGAGAAGGAGGAUGAAAGAGUAAAGCAGCAAGAGAAAACCAAGGAAGCAGCAGAAAAGCGGCAGUCGGAAGUGGUCCUCGACGGCCCUCCCGCCAAACGACCACAGCCUCAACAGAGACUGUGCAAGUUCUUUUUACGGAACGGGAAGUGCCAGUUUGGGAGCAAGUGCAAAAAUAAACACGUUUCACCGACAGAGCUUAAGCAGGUGCGGAAGACGAUCAACGGUGUGGCUGUUGUAAUUCCCGAAAAGUACAGUGGUGCGACAGGUAAAAACAAUUUCUUCAAGAACUUGAUCAGAAAGGAGUUGGAGACCGAGAACGAGGAGGUCUUGGACUUUAUUGCAGUACUUGGAGAGAAGGGAAUGCUCUGAGGUGGAUUGUUUAUUUACAUGCUUUAACUGGGAUCUUGCCCUUAGUGGCUAAGCAAUAUCCGUUUAUCCUACAUAUCUCUAACCUUCACAAGGGAUACUUUGCAAUAUUGAUUAGGUUUUGGGGGCAUUCCUGUCGCUGAAGUUCUAUCAGAAUACACAGAAAAGUACAAAUAUUACAUGACAGGUGAAAAUAUGUACGCUACACAUUAAUUGGUGAGUUUAGGCGUAACUCCAUUUGCUUUCCUGGUCUAGUCCGGAAAUGACCCACCUCUUAUCUUCGAGCUACGGUAAGGUUGGAAACUCAAUUCGGGUGUGUUAUCGUAGCGGAUUUAUCCAAAUAUAUAUCGUAUCUUUUUUAAUAGUGCCUAUGAACUCAGGG